Amphimedon queenslandica is the source of this 2244-nucleotide messenger RNA. RefSeq names its product ATP-binding cassette sub-family F member 1-like. The coding region runs from base 88 to 2073 and encodes 661 amino acids. NCBI's taxonomy places the organism in Eukaryota, Metazoa, Porifera, Demospongiae, Haplosclerida, Niphatidae. The record is from RefSeq and is a predicted model, not a curated record. The transcript has 19 exons. Gene Ontology annotation, molecular function: ATP hydrolysis activity; ATP binding.
CUUUAGUGACUCAAUUAGCUAAUCCGCCAUUUUAUUUCCCUGUAAGCCAUUGUCUUUCUCUGCGCCUCUCUCUUUCUUUAGUGAGUAAUGGGAGGAAAAAAGAAGAAAGGUGGGGCAGCUAAGCCUUCUCCUCCUACAGAACCAAAGGGAAAACCGCAAGGGGCCACGGGAGGAGAUUUGGUUGAAGAUUUUGACGAUCUUGAAGUUGAAGACGAGUCACGUGACAUGCCUUUAGAGGAAGAGGAAAAAGAAGAAGAAGAAGUGAAAAUGAAGGAAGAUAAACCUCCAGCGACCGGUGGAGCGGAAAAGCAAUUGAGUCGAAAAGAAAUGAAGAAAAUAAAGAAAAAGGAAGAGAUGGAAAGAAGAAGACUAGCCGAGGACGAAGGAGGACAGUUCUCUUAUUCGCAGCGUUCAACUCAAAUGCAAGCAGCUCUUUUUGAAAACGCCUCCGAUAUAAAAAUUGAAAAGUUUUCUAUAUCAGCUCGUGGGAAGGAGCUUUUUGUUAACGCUGACCUCAACAUUACAGCUGGUCGUAGAUACGGACUAGUUGGACCAAACGGGAUGGGUAAGACUACACUAUUAAAGCAUAUCGCUGAUAGGAAGCUCUCAAUACCACCGAAUAUAGAUGUACUGUAUUGCGAACAAGAGGUUGAAGUUGGCGACAUGUCUGCAGUAGAGACCGUAUUAAGAUCAGACACCAAAAGACUAAAAUUAUUAGAAGAAGAGAAGAAACUUGUAGCCGAAGGAGAGAAAGGUGACGACUCAAACAGCGAGAGAUUGCAAGCAGUUUAUGAAGAGCUUGAGGCGAUUGGAGCUGCUUCUGCUGAAGCUAGAGCAAGACGAAUAUUAGCCGGUUUAGGGUUUACUGUUGAGAUGCAGGGGAGAGCAACUAUCAAGUUUUCCGGCGGAUGGAGAAUGAGAGUCUCGUUAGCAAGGGCUCUAUUCAUGGAGCCUACGUUAUUACUGUUGGAUGAACCGACCAACCACUUGGAUCUUAAUGCUGUCAUUUGGUUAGACAAUUAUUUACAGUGUUGGAAGAAGACCCUUUUAAUUGUUUCUCACGACCAAAAUUUUCUAAACGAUGUCUGUACCGAUGUUAUACACUUGGAUCAAUUAAAAUUAUAUUAUUAUCGCGGGAAUUACAACGACUUCAAGAAGAUGUACAAGCAGAAACUGAGCCAGCAGGAAAAAGCGUACGAUAAACAGCAACAAGAUUUGAAGAAUAAGAAAUCUCAAGGACAGUCAAAGAAGCAAGCGGAGGCAAGCGUAAAAACGGCCGCGUCAAAAAAGAAGAAAAAGGGUGGAGCUUCGGCGGCAGCGGAAGAUGAGGACGAAGGUCCGGCUGAACUGCUUCAAAAACCAAAAGAAUAUAAAGUAACAUUUAUAUUUCCGAAUCCUCCGCCAUUGAAUCCGCCGAUACUUGGAGCAUACGACGUCUCAUUUGGGUAUCCAGGCCAGCCGUUAUUAUUCACCAAUUUGGAAUUUGGAAUCAACAUGGAGUCUAGAGUUGCUGUUGUUGGUCCUAAUGGAGUCGGUAAAUCGACGUUCCUAAACCUGUUACUGGGACGAGUGGAACCGCUAUCGGGAGAAGUACGGAAGAAUCAUAGAUUACGUAUAGGCGUCUACAAUCAACACGCUGCUGAUCAAUUGACGUUGACUAUGUCUUCAGUCGAAUAUUUAAUGAGUCGAUUUAACGCCGAAUAUCAAUUAGCACGGAAGACAUUGGGUCGCUAUGGGUUGCCGGGAUACGCCCACACAAUUAAAAUAAGAGACUUGUCUGGAGGACAGAAAGCAAGAGUGGUGUUUGCUGAUAUAGCACUGAUGCAACCAGAUCUAAUAAUAUUGGAUGAACCGACGAACAAUCUUGACAUAGAGUCGAUAGAUGCAUUGGCAGAAGCUAUCAAUAACUACACAGGAGGAGUGAUAAUGGUCAGCCAUGAUGCUAGACUGAUACAAGAGACAGAGUGUACUCUUUGGGUCAUCGAAGAAAACAAAAUCAACGAAAUCGAUGGAGACUUUGACGACUACAAGAAAGAAGUGUUGCAGCAGCUGGGCGAGGUCGUUGAUGACUAAUUAUUAUUAUUAUUAUUAUCAAUUAGAAUAAUAAUAAUAUAAUAAUAAUUAUUAUAAUGAUAAUACAUGUAUUAUUUAUUAAUUUUGUUUUAUAAUAAUAAUUGUCCUAAUUUCUGUCUGUAUAUAGACCUGUGGUCUAUAGAAUAUAAAUUAAUUUUAUUAUUGAUUUAA